AUGGCCCUGAAAUUGAAAUACAAGGACGAGCACGGUAUCCUUCACAUCGACAUGAGUCCAUCAACGAGUCCGGCGCGGACCGAAGAAGCGGAACACGAAGACCUUACAGACCCGAAGUUUGAUACCAUCAACAAUCGCUUCGGGAAAUACGACCUCUUCGGAGGGAAAUACGAUGGAGGGGAGACGCCUCAAUCGCUGUUCAGAAGCCGCUACAACAGUAUCGAGGAGGAAUUGGCUAACACACCUUACGCGUUCGCGACCGAUCGCUCGCUUCGUCUCACGGAGCCAGUCUUAGAUAUCACUAUAAAGUCGCACAGUUACGACGCGUCCCCUUCAAAAGAUAUCGAGGACGAUCGAUUCUUCAAUCGAGACAUCAGUCUCGAUUAUGGCCUGUUUGGUCCACAAAUCGAUUUUAAGGCAUCGGUGAAAACGUCCGACGAAGAGGACCCUCCCGCGUUUACAGUAACACAACUGAUACACGCGCAAGAUCGAUAUUUCGAUUUAUCGACGCGACAGAGUUUCGACAGUCCGAAAGCCGGUGUUAAGGGUAAAGUGCGGACUUUAGCGGACAGUUUCGAAGUGAAAAGUGCGCCAAGUUCGGCUAAAAAGUUCGGCAGAGUUACAAAAAGUGACAAAGUUUCGGAUAAUAAUGCGUUCAAAGUGCUGUCCACUGAAACUGUGAAGAGUUUUCCGCAGUCAGCUUCUGCAAGCUUACCGUAA
Molecule: messenger RNA, 720 nt
Organism: Parnassius apollo (apollo)
Lineage: Eukaryota; Metazoa; Arthropoda; Insecta; Lepidoptera; Papilionidae
Source: the annotation of a GenBank genome assembly